This is a messenger RNA of Xylaria bambusicola, 1685 nucleotides long. RefSeq lists its product as uncharacterized. The annotation marks the transcript as partial. NCBI's taxonomy places the organism in Eukaryota, Fungi, Ascomycota, Sordariomycetes, Xylariales, Xylariaceae. The record is from RefSeq and is a predicted model, not a curated record. The transcript is spliced from 2 exons.
GCCUUGCAAGUAAUAUGGGCAGAGAACAAACUUCAAGGUGAGAGCAGUCUGCACAUUCGAUAGACGCCAGGCGAAACAGCCCCUUUUGUGAAUCAAAUCUGAACGGUCUCUGCAGCGCGCCUACGGGAAACAGUUAGGCUCUCAUAUUGUCAACUAAGUCGCUACCGCAUCACUCAGAUGAGAGCGGGGUCAUGGCGGCCACAACCGCCCAGCCCAUUGGGUCUCGUUCCCAGCUUGACGAUCGUGUUUCUUCAAUCGAACCCCCAAACUCACUUACUCGGGUUAUUCAGUCUCAAACCCUCGACGGCCCAGUUCCGGAUUUAGGGAGGGGGGCAGAGGAGAUUGAUAAUACAACACAACCCCCUAGAAGCUCUGCUGUAUCUGGUCACCAACCAUCUUGGAGCCAAACGCUUCGCAAGGUCGUUAACAUAUGUAGCGUACUGGGAGUUAUACUUACUCUGAUAAUUGGAAUUUAUGCAUGGGUAGCCCAAGAUAAAAGCAUCGCGAUUGCUAAAGAGUCGGAGCUGGUCACGCUGGCCCUGUCAUGUAGCGAUGAGAAAAUAAAAGACACACCCAUAUGUCAGCAAUUUCUCGACAAAUACCCUGACGGGCCGACGAUCUCGCGCCGGGGGGGUAUCUCCGUCGGUAGCUUUCACCACGAAGACCCUGAAGUAUGGCAGUCUGCGCAUAUGGAUCUGCAAUACACGGCAGUUUACCUAGCCUUGAUGAGCCAGCUUCUCCAAGAACAGAGUAGCCGGUUCCAUUCAGCCCUGGACAACCCUGACCCGAAGCAAUCCAUGGCUCAAAUGGGAGAUAUUCACGAGGCAGGGAAAGAAUUUGUGCAAAACAUGACCCUGAUAAAGGCAGCCUUAACUGCGCAGCGAGUGGAGGCUGCCAGCUAUAUCCCUUCCACAUCCCCUUUUAUGAGAAUCUUCGAGUGGGUAGCAGCUAUUACCCUUUGGUUUUUCAUGCCCUGCCUUCUUUUUUUUAACGUCAGUAUGGAAUUCAUCUAUCGGUCGAAAAGCGGGGGAGAGAAUUGCGUACGGGCUUUCGAGCAAUCGACAUUGUUGCUCCUUGAGGAAGUAACGUCGAUUAACGAGAAGAAGAAGUCGUGGAAGGCGGUUUGGGAAGCUCGGGGUGCUGCCUCUCGUGAUUAAGACGAUGAUCAUGGGGGUUCUAGUUACGGGCUGAUAAGUGCGCGGAUAUGAUGGUUGUGCAGAUCUCGCUGUGGUCCUUGACCUAUCUCAUGAAAACUCGUGAUUACCUCCAUAUUGAGUAGAUUGGAGACUCUUAGAUAAGCUCAAUAGCUUGAACAUGGCUAUUCUAAGCUGGCACUAUGUGUGAGUCAGCUGAAAGACGCUCCGAGCACAACAUGACAGUGACGAACGCGCACCUGGGGAUCAGAGUCUAGAUAUUCGAAGUGUAUUGAAAUGCAAGGAGCGGUCAUCUGGAUUAUAUGUGAGGGAUAAAUCAAAAGUAUAUGCGCUGUAUUGACGCAGUCUAGGAUUAGGUAGGUAUGUGCUUCAAGAAGGCGAUGCACCAAGCCAAGAAACCCAACUAGUCGCCCCCACUACCGGGUAGCUUCUCCCUUUCAGGGGAAGAAUCUUGGCAAGGCUUCGUUGAUGUAGUCAUGUUGAACUUUGCCUUUCAAGUCAUAUUCAUCUGAAAAUGUCCUGUUCUCUUCG